GCAAUUUGAUUCCUUUUUAUAGUUUAAAGGGCGUAGAAUAUAUAAUUUCUCCAAAGGUGCAUGGAAGAAACUCCACUUGGCAGAAACUAGGCUAUUUCUAUUGCCUGAUGUCAUAUGGAAGUUAUUUUUAAGAAUGUUGACGCUCUGGAAUAAAAGUAAAGGAAUACGUAUCACUGACGUUUGCUCUUUAUGUACCGCUUAAUCCAUUCUCCCAGUAACUGCAUACAAAUCCAUGCUGUAAACCUUGGAUUAAUAUCUAUUUUUUCAACACAACCCAUUGUUUUGUUUUUACAGCGAGGGAGAACAACAGCUGUUUUGGUAUCUCUCUUUGGUAAGAGGAACAACCUUGCUGGGGACCCCAUGGUGGGUUUAUUUAGUCUCCUUUCCCAGUGAUACAAGGAUAAACCGCAAUACCAAUUCUGUGUGAGCACAACUUUCUCAACACAAGGGGGAGACAACAUUUAUUCCUCGACAAGGGAUGGUAGAUAACUUUGUAGUGAGUGAGGAGUCUUUUCUGAUAUACUGUGGCUCCCCGCCCGCAUACCACCUAUCGGACAUGGUGACAGACUCAAGCACCUACCAGGUGAUGUCCUCGCCCUUCUCUGAGGAUGACCUCAGCGAGUCAUCCAGCCCCCGGUCCUGUUCUAGCCCAGAGUCCCAGGUCUUCAGCUCCAGCUAUGGUAGCAGCUCCAGCACAGAGAGCCAGGACAGCAUCCUGGACUACCUGCUCUCCCAAACCUCUCUGGGGGCUGCAGGUGGUGGAGCAGUGGUCCCCAUGCCACUACCCAAUUUCUUGUGGGACUGUCGGAGGGAUGCGCCAACAAAUCCGGAGCCAGUGAAGGAGGAGAAUUUGGACUUCCCGGUUUGGUCUUCUGUGGACAUGGAAGAGCCACCUGGAAGGUCCUUCCAGCCAACCCUGGAGGAGAUUGAAGAGUUCUUAGAGGAGAAUAUGGAGGUGGUGUCAAUGAAGCAGGAGUCCCAGGAGGGACAGGCGUUGGAGGAGGUGGUGGGUCUGGGGGGGGGCUUAGAAGUCUGUAGGAAUGCUUCCCCAGGGAAAAGGCUGGAAGCAGAGUCCAAGCAUUCAGACCAAACUGUGCCCACUUCAAAUGCUGCUGACACCGCAACCACCAAGGAAAUGACCAAAGGUAUACAGGCCAAAACUCCUGCACAGGAACCUGACACAGGCCUGAACAAAGGCCCAAAGAGGGGCUCAGCCAAUAAGAGUGUCUCCACAGAUGGUGGUGCCAAUGAUGACAGUAGUGGGAUGCCGGUCAUCGUCCAGAUCCAGCCCAUUCAGAUCAAACAGGAACCAACAGCGACACCAACUCCACUGCCUAUAUCCCAGCCCCCACAAUCAACCUUGGCCUCGGAUAUCAAAAUAGCCCAACUUCUGGUCAACAUCCAGGGCCAGACCUUUGCACUGGUCCCCCAGCUCCUUCCCUCCACCAACCUCAAUGUCUCCUCCAAGUUUGUGCGCAUUGCACCAGUCCCCAUAGCGGCCAAGCCCCUGGGGAAUGGGGAUGCCUUGGCGGGGAGUCAGGGAGGGGGGAUCUUGGUCGGGGGUCAGAAGUUUCAGAAGAAUCUAAUGGCAGACCUUAUCAAAAUGCACAAAUGUACUUUCCCAGGCUGCACCAAGAUGUACACCAAGAGCAGCCAUCUCAAGGCUCACCUUAGAAGACAUACCGGGGAGAAGCCUUUUGCUUGCACCUGGUCUGGGUGUGGAUGGAGAUUCUCGCGUUCAGAUGAGCUGUCGCGACACCGGCGGUCCCACUCCGGGGUCAAGCCCUACCAGUGCCCUGUAUGUGAGAAAAAGUUUGCUCGUAGUGACCACCUGUCAAAACAUAUUAAGGUCCACCGCUUUCCACGAAGCACCCGGACGGUGCGCACUGCAAACUGACUCCUCUCUGAUCACUGUCAAACAGACAUUGGCCAAGGAAGCAGAGAAAGAGUAUAUGGAUGUGUGUGGAGGUGUUUGUGACUUCAAAUGUGUGUCUUUUGAAAAGAAAGUGUGAUUGGGGUCAUGGUAAUUUAUUGUGCAAAUCAAAACUUGGUUACCAUCUUCUCUGUCAUCAGAAUUUCAGAAAACUUGGUGACAUGUUGUAUUCUCUGUAAAUGUUUUCGCAGUCCUUUAUCUUUUGUUUCAGUGUAAGAUAAGAUCAAAUCAACUUUCAUUGUAGCUAAAAUGUAUAUCGCUUCAGUAAUGGCCUUGUGUUUUUAUUUUACCUAGAUAACAGACUGCCUUUUUAUCUUUAAAAAAACGCCAAUGUCUUGGACAUUACUUAUGUUAUGCAAUAUUUAGGAAGUCAGGUUGAAGUUUCUCUGGAAACUUCUGUCCUUGUGUUUGUUUCGUCUUAUUGUGCCAUGCAUUUGGGUGGCGAAAAGGUGAAGCAAUGAACUUAAGUCAUUUAUGGACAUGAACUACUGAUUACACAAAUAAGAGAAUGUCUCUAUAAGAUAGUGGGAUUCUUUUCAAGAACCUGCUCCAGUUAUGAUACAAGGCAAGGGAAAGUUCAAAGCAAUAAGAAUAUCAAAAAUGCAACAAAAAAGUAACACGCACAGUAAAUGAUUGUUAAUUUUUUAUAUGUAAACAAGCCUUCCAGUCAGCUUUAGAUUAUUACUUUUGUUUUUUCCAGCUUUUUAUUCAAGUGAAUAACAUGUUUAUGUUGGUCUUUUUUGAAUUGGUAGCUCAAGUAGUCUUACAACUCAAGUUUGGCCUUAACUUACCACGGUAUCCUUUUGAUGGAGCAACCAGUGGUCACAUAAUAGGUUGUUUAUCAAGAAUAUUUAUUUGUCGGGUAACCAGUGUCUAAAUCAGGAAAAAGAUUAAGGAGGAAUUAUACACUACAGAGCUCAGCAUACAUAGCCAUUGAGAUGAAUGUCUCAAUUAGCUAAUUUAGUUGGUUGUCAACACAAAAUCUGCCUCAGUUGUUCAAUCUGUUACUGGAAUUACCCUCAAGUUUUUGCCUUCAACUUGCUAUGGCAGCAUGGGGCCCUGUAUGCGGACACUACACACCGUGGUGCUGAACGCCCGGAAGAACUACCUUCUGGCGAUUCAUAGUUGUCAUAGUUGUUUCUGUUAGCUCUUGAAUGUGUGUGCUAUGUGUGUAACAAAGGUUGUGCGGAUGGCCGUCCAUGAAUAUCUUAUGUAUGUUUGAAAUACAGGGGGUACACAAUAUUGUACAUCAUUCCUUUCAUUCAAUUUUUGAAUUUUGAAUGCUUGUUUAAACACAGGUGUUUUAUCGCAUCCUAUGAAUGUAUGUAAAUAUGAGGACGUGUACAUGGCUGCAUACACAGGAAAACACACAAGACUUCUGAUAAACUAUCUUAGUCUGUCUUUGUGAAUAUUUCUAGUGUAAACCCUAAAAAUGUACAUAAAGUUUCAGUACAUAUGAAUAUAUUCUAUAUUUUUUCUUUGUUCUACCUAAGAUGCAUUUACAAAUAAAAAGAAAGCAAAGCAUGUGAAUGUGUAUAUAU
Messenger RNA from Osmerus eperlanus (European smelt), 3474 nucleotides. RefSeq names its product Kruppel like factor 15 (gene klf15). The record is from RefSeq and is a predicted model, not a curated record. Gene Ontology annotation, molecular function: RNA polymerase II cis-regulatory region sequence-specific DNA binding; DNA-binding transcription factor activity, RNA polymerase II-specific. The transcript has 3 exons. Bases 479 to 1897 code for a protein of 472 amino acids. Gene Ontology annotation, biological process: regulation of transcription by RNA polymerase II. NCBI's taxonomy places the organism in Eukaryota, Metazoa, Chordata, Actinopteri, Osmeriformes, Osmeridae.